UAUUGAGUGUGUAGAUAAUUUAUAAACACUAUAAAAGAAAGAAAAUACAAGUUUAGAUAGAUAUAACAUUAUUAUUUAAGAUAGUAACUUAAUUUUUUUUUUAUUAUUUUCCUUAUAUUUUAUGUAUAUUCUUUAGUCUAUUUUAAUUUUUUCCAUGGCUUCCUCCUUGUUGCUUCAAUUGUGCAUAAUCUUUGUAGUUUUCGGAUUGGCAUUUGCUCAAUUGUCCGAGAACUACUAUGCAAAAUCAUGCCCUCAAGCUAAAUGCAUAAUUAAAGAUGAAGUUAGGAAAACAAUAAAGAAAGAACCUGGCAUGGGUGGAUCUCUUCUUCAUCUUCAUUUCCAUGAUUGUGGAGUUGGUGGAUGUGAUGGAUCAAUUUUACUCGACGACACACCAAAGACACCUGGGGAAAAGUCUUCCUUAAUAAAUGUAAAUUCAACUUGGGGAUACGAAGUCAUUGAUAGGAUCAAAGCUCGACUAGAAAAAACAUGUCCUGGUGUUGUAUCAUGUGCUGAUAUCUUAGCAGCGGCUGCUCGAGACUCUGUUGUCACGCUCGGUGGACCAACAUGGGCAUUACCAUUAGGAAGAAGAGAUUCAACUGAACCACAUAGAAUGUUGACUGACACCUUAGGUUCUCUCUUUAAUGCGAAUUUACAAGCUCUAGUUAUGGCCUUUAAACAACAAGGCUAUACAAUGGAAGAAUUUGUGGCUUUGACAGGGUCUCACACAAUUGGUAGGGCAAGAUGCUUAACAUUCCGAAAGCAUAUCUAUGACGAUAAGAACAUAAAUCCUGCCUUCGCGAAGGCAAUGCAAGCACAUUGCCCCAAGGUAGGAAACGAUAGCGAACGUAUACCAAUCGACUCCACCACUCCAUAUGUGUUUGACAAUGCAUACUUCAAAAACUUGUUGCAACAAAAAGGUCUUCUUGCCAUAGAUCAAGAAUUAUACACCGGAAAGGGAGGAAUCACAGAUGCAAUAGUCGCGAAUUAUAGUUCAAAUCAGGAUAUCUUUUUCAAGCAAUAUGUUACGGCAAUAACAAAGUUUGGACAAACUGGUGUUCUUACCGGAAACAAAGGAGAGGUUAGAACUAACUGUAGGAAGGUCAAUGCUCCAAAAGCUUGAAGCUUGCUAUAGAUGAAUGUUCAACCUAGCUCUUGUAUAUAAUUUAUUCGAGCCUUUGAACUUGUGUGAUGUAUGGACUAAAUAUAAAAAAGAAUAUAUGUAAGGUCAAUUGUAUGAUUACAAUCAUCGAAAAAAGGUGUACACAAGUAACUGUCAUUAAUAUAAUACUUUAUUCCAAUAUGGUUAUGGACUAAUAAAUUUAUGAAAGGUAUUUAAGCUAC
Molecule: messenger RNA, 1341 nt
Organism: Chenopodium quinoa (quinoa)
Lineage: Eukaryota; Viridiplantae; Streptophyta; Magnoliopsida; Caryophyllales; Amaranthaceae
Product: cationic peroxidase 1-like
Exons: 4
Coding region: 155-1120 (321 amino acids)
Biological process (GO): hydrogen peroxide catabolic process; response to oxidative stress
Molecular function (GO): heme binding; peroxidase activity
Source: RefSeq, a predicted model, not a curated record